AUGUCGGAAUUUUUGGACAAUCAAGCGGAGGAGUCGGAAAAUUCUGGUGAAACGACGGAUACAUCCAUUGAUGAUAAUGACUUAGAGCCUCGAGCUAAACGACAGCGAAAGCAGAAGAAGAAGGAGAACGCAAGGAAGAAAAAACGAAUUAGGAGUGAUGAUGAGGAUGAUGAAGAGGAUGACGAUGGUGAAGAUGAUGAAGCCAAAAUUCAAAAGGAAAUGGCCGGUUUCGUUGUCGAUGAAGACGAAGCUGAUGAAGAUGAAGGUGACGAUAAUGAGGACGAUGACAGAAGUGAUAUCGAAAAAGACGAUGAUCUGGAAUUGGACGAUGAAGACUUGGAUUUACUAAAUGAUAACUUAGACAUACAGCAGCGUCCAACUGGUGGUCGUGUGGUCAUUGAGAGUGAUGAAGAAGAGGACCAUGACCGUAGCAAGAGUAAUCUUUAUGAUAAGGAUGAUUUGGCUGGAGGUGAUGAUCAACGCAGUGAUUACAGAGGAUCAGAACGACAUGUUUAUGAUGGCGAAGAGGGUUCAGGCACAGAGAGCGAACAUUCUGAAGACGACUUCAUUGUUACGGAUGAUGGGCAACAGCCGCAACAUCGACAGCGACGUUAUCGUUUUGCAGAUGUGCCGGAACAAGCUAUUGAUGACGCGCGGGAGAUAUUUGGAGUCGAUGACUUUAAUUUUGCUGAGUUUUAUGACGAAGAUGCAGAGCCAGGCGAAGAUGAGGACGAAUACCCGGAAGAUGAAGAGCAAGAAGAACUAGAAGGAAGGGAUAUAUCGCGUUCCCGUAAAAUAAAGCCAAAGGAAAAGCAGGCUACUUUGAUGGAUACAAUUGAACCUGCCGAGCUUGAAGAGAAGCUGCUUGGUCCCAUGGAUAAACGUAUACAAUUGGAUGAUCGUCCUGAACGUUUCCAAGUGCUUCGCCGGGUUCCGGUGACUGAGGCUGAUGAACACGAACUUGAAUUUGAAGCCAAAUGGAUUUACCAAUAUGCAUUUGAUAAUGCAACUUUAUCAGAACAGGAAGAAAGCUGUCUCACUGUGUUGUCAAAUCCUGAACUUCGCAUUGAUGAACGAGCUAAAAUUGCUGCAGAGGCACCAGAUAAAAUUAAAGAAGCCUUGAAAUUCAUAAGAAAUCAGUUAUUCGAGGUGCCAUUCAUAGCAUUUUACCGUAAGGAAUAUGUGGAAUCGUGUUUGGUAAUCAACGAUUUAUGGAAAGUAUAUCAAUGGGAUGAGAAGUGGUGCCAUCUUCAACAAAGAAAGAAACGUUUAUUAGAGCUGAUGAAACGGAUGUUGAAUUAUCAGAUGGAGAACGAUAAUACAGCUGGGAUGCGUAUUGUUACUGAGCAGGAUAUGAAUGAAGUGCAUGGAGUACAAACAGUAGAAGGUUUGAUGGAUGUUUCGACAAAAUUCCAGCUGUAUUACGGCCCGGAAGUACCUAAAAUGAUAGACUGGGAGAAAAUUCAAAACUUGAGUGAAGAUGAUCCUGAACGUGAAGCUGCUGAAAUGCGUUUUCGUGCCGCUACAAGAACAGAUAAAUAUAUGCUUUGCAUCCAGAAUGGGUUAUCUGCAAUGGCUUCACGUUUUGGUUUGACUCCUCUGCAGUUUGCAGAAAAUCUUGACUGGAAGCGACAUGAUAUUGUGCAAGACGAUGAAGAGCCAUUGAAGGCAGCCGAACAAUAUGUCUGCCAAAGUUUUCCCACGCCAGAAGCUGUAUUAGCUGGUGCUAUUCAUGUUGUUGCUAAGCAGCUAAGCCGAGAACCAAAAGUACGUGAACUGCUGCGAUCACGAUAUAGAUUACGUUUGAAAAUUUCGGUUUGUCCAACAAAAAGGGGUCGCGAAGAAAUCGAUGAGAAUCACAAAUUGUGGCCCAGAAGAUACGUACGCGACAAACCAGUUGCAAGUCUACGACAUGAUGAAUAUUUGUGGUAUGUACAGGUAGGUGCUCUUAACGGUUUUCGAGCUAUUGCUGCGCGCGCUGGUGGAUUAUUGAAUUUAAAGCUGCACUGCGAUACAGAAGAAGAUAUUCGAUUCAAGAAGACGCUGCUUCAAGAAUUUCUUUCUGAGCAACCCUAUUAUAGAGAUGAAUAUUCUCGUGUCGUCGAUAUGUGGAAUAAGGGAAGAGAAGAAGCAGUAACAGUUUGUGUUAACAACUUUCUUCUGCCGGUAUUUGAACGUGAAGCUCAUGAGAGGCUUCUGCAGGAGGCAAGAGAUUAUGUGAUUAAACAAAGCACCCAAAAUUUAUAUGAUCGAAUUAAAACUGCAGCAUAUCGUAACAUGCAUAAUGAUGACGAUGAUGACGAUUUUGAGAGUGGAUUUAGUAGUGGAACAAGAGUUUUAAGUAUUGUGUAUCCUGAAGAAAGAGAUCAGGCGUCAUUUUGUGCUCUUAUUGAUCAGGAUGGCCAAGUUUUAGAUCAUCUUCGGCUGGUUCAUAUUACGAAAAGUAUAAAUUCAAUAAAACCGGGUGAAGCGGAUCUAAAGCGUCAAGAUAUGCUUCAUUUGCGCAAAUUUAUCGAAAAACGUCGACCUCAUGUCAUUGCAAUAUGUGGUGAAAAUAUGGAUGCUUAUUACCUUCGACGAGAUAUCGAAUCUUUAUUGCACGAAAUUUCUGGAAUAGCAAAAGAAAUUUCCGUGGAAAUUGUAGAUAAUGAAGCAGCCAGAAUUUAUAUGCACAGCAAACAGGCGAUUACGGAAUUCCCUAAUUAUCCACCAAUACUGCGUCAGGCAGUCUCCUUAGGCCGUUUGCUGUUGGAUCCAUUGAUAGAAUAUGCUCAUUUAUGCAAUACAGAAGAUGACAUUCUUUGUGUUUCAUAUCAUCCGUUGCAAAGUGAGGAAGAAUUGUUGUUUGCGUUGUCACUGGAGUUCAUAAAUAGAGUGAAUGAAGUAGGUGUGGAUGUAAAUCGUUGUUUGGAAUACCCUCAUACAUCGUAUUUGCUGCAAUUUGUUUGUGGCUUAGGGCCGAGAAAAGCAGUGCAUUUAUUGAAAAUAUUGAAACAAAAUGAUAAUCUGUUGGAAAGUCGGACAAAAUUAGUCACGUUAUGUCGUAUGGGACCGAAGGUGUUUAUGAAUUCGGCAGGCUUUAUCAAGAUUGAUACAGCGAAGGUGUCUGAAAGGACUGAUGCUUAUGUUGAGGUAUUAGAUGGUUCUCGAGUGCAUCCAGAAACAUAUGAGUGGGCUCGGAAAAUGGCGGUCGAUGCUCUGGAAAUUGAUGAUGCUGCUGAUCCUACAAGUGCUCUGGAAGAAAUUCUGCAAAAUCCAGAUAAACUUAAGGACCUUGAUCUGGAUGCUUUUGCGGAAGAACUUGCACGGCAAGGUUUUGGUAACAAAAGUAUUACAUUGUAUGAUAUUCGAGCAGAAUUAAAUCAUCGAUACAAAGAUCUUCGUGUUCCUUACGAAAGUCCAUCGGCUGAAAGGAUUUUCACGAUGCUGACAAAGGAAACUUCUGAUUCCAUAGGGAAACUGGUGAUGGGGCGAGUAAUGCAUAUAAUUUAUCGCAAACCGAGAGAUCCGGAAGAACGGGAGCGGGUACCUCCUAUCAGAGAUGAGCGUACGGGUCAGUGGAAAUGCCAGUAUUGUUACAAGCCUGACUUCAACAAUACAAAUGAGGUAUGGCAACACAUUGAUUCUUGUCCCGGCCAACCAAUCGGUGUAAAAGUACGGUUCGACAAUGGCAUAACCGGUUUCAUUCCAAAUAAGUACUUAUCAGAUCGGCCUGAUUCGUUUGUGGAUCCAGGCGAGAGGGUUAGGCGCAACCAACCUAUAUAUUGCCGAAUAUUAGAGUUGGAUCCAGAUAAAUUUUCGGCAACCUGCUCUUGUCGAUCAUCCGAUCUGAGAGGCUUGCAGCCACAGAACAGCGAAUUCGAUCGUUACUUCGAUAAACUAAAAUGCCAGGAUGACGACGAAAAGGAUAAAAAGUUGAGGGAGCAAAGGAAGAUUAUAACGUAUUUUGUGAAAAGGGUUAUAUCGCAUCCAUCAUUUCAUAAUGUUACUUUCAAAGAUGCUGAACGAAUGCUUCAAAAAUUUGAACAAGGCGAAGCCAUCAUCCGACCCAGCUCAAAAUCCGUUUCACAUCUAACAGUAACAUGGAAAGUAGCUGAUGGUAUUUAUCAACAUAUCGAUAUUAAAGAAGAAGGAAAGCAACACCAAUUUAGUCUUGGCAAAACAUUGUUAAUUGGUACAGAAGAAUUUGAAGAUUUGGAUGAAAUCCUUGCUCGUCACAUACAACCCAUGGCCGCGUUAGCUCGUGAUGUUUUGUCGCACAAGUAUUUUCUGGAUGGGAAACGAGCCGAAGAUCGAGAUGCUAUUGAGAGCUAUCUCUUUGAUGAAAAAAAGCGAAAUCCACAACGAAUACCUUAUACAUUGACACCAUCACAAGAUUAUCCUGGAAAAUUUGUUAUAUCAUAUUUACCGCGCAACAAAGCAAGACAUGAGUAUAUGACCGUAACACCAGAAGGAUUUCGUUUUCGACAACAGUUGUUUCAAACUCUUGAAACUGUUUUAUCAUGGUUCAAAGUGCAUUAUCGGGAACCACCACCGGGAAAGGAAAUGUUGAUAUUGUUUUGCUUAGCUGUUGAUAUUUAUGCAGUGCUGACAAGAACUACAAGUACCGAAAGGACGAUGUCGUCCGAUAUCGACAUCAUUGAAAUUGUUGACGAUAUACCUUCACCAAUUAUUUGCAACAAAGAGCCAAUCGUUUUUCGCGGAGUUGGCCAUCUAACGAUGUUUGGUCUGAGUUCUCGAUUUGAUACCGAAUUUCCAACUGUGCUAACUGGCCGUUUAGCACCGGAAGAGCUAGCUAAUACAAUGCGAAAAAUUAACGGUGUGUUGGCAAGAAGUAUGUCAGGAAACGUUCGUUGGCUCGUUUGUGGAUUGCUCUUCUGCUGUUGUACUAUCGGUUGCUCACUAUGGCCCGUUGUUUGUUUGAACAAACGUACGGUGCAUGCAUUAGAGAAAUUAUUGGAUCAUGAAAAUCAAACGCUGUAUAACAAACUGGGCUUGCACUGGCGACUAGUAAGGCGACCCGUCGAAGUUAAUUAUAGCAUGACAGAAUAUGUCUUAUUAUUAGAAAUUCUUCCAAAAACUCUUCUUUUAUUACCAGAUUAG
Messenger RNA from Acanthocheilonema viteae, 5103 nucleotides. Lineage: Eukaryota; Metazoa; Nematoda; Chromadorea; Rhabditida; Onchocercidae. The record is from the annotation of a GenBank genome assembly.